UGAACACAAGUCCAUCAAAGUGACUGGGAGAGAAUCUCCACGCGCUCUAAACAGAAGCGCGCGCCUCCGCGUGUCUCUCCAGAGUCUCUCGUCCCGCUGACAGUCACUGAGAUUAUUCCCAGGUCAGCAGCCAGAAGACAUGCGUUCAGAGCCCAUGGAAGGGGUCAGUAUUGCGGUUGCUGUGUCGAAGAAGUGAAGUGGAAUAAUGCUUUUCUGAGUCCCUGAGACAUCAACUACGCUCAAGCACUGGGGCAGCUCUCUGUGUCCAUUGUGAAGAUGGAAGGAAGAGGAAGACGCCUCUGUAAAUCAGAAAACUCAUGGUCACAGCGUCAUGCUCCAGCCUUCCUGUUAUUCAGAAAGGUCAGAGGUUGAGGAGGAGGACGGUCAUGUGGUCAAGAAGAAAACAGAGGCACAAACAUCGGGAUGCCACAGGCUGUCUCACUGCUGCCCUUCCUGCUCAUGGGAUAUGCUUUUGCAGGGCUCAAUGUAUGGCCUUCUCUCCAUGUUGCCCUUAGCAACGCCAGCGUUUUUGUGGACUUCAGCACAAAAUCCAACACCAGCACUAUCCGCAGCAGGAGCCUCUCUCUGGUCAACACAGAAACCAACACCACCCUCCUGACCAGGAUCCUCCCCAGCUACCAAUCGGCAGUUAGGGUGGAGUUCAACUGCUCGUGCUUCCUGUACGCAGGGACUUUCCGCUUCCUGCUGAGACAGACCAGCAUCUCUGCUGUUUCUCAUGACAAUGGCACAGAGGACGGCAGCAUGGAGAGCACUACCUGGUGGUGGAGUUCAGAACUGCAGGUGCAGUGGCCCACCUUUCACAUCUCUGUUGAGAGGGCUGGAAACCACUCUGGAUCUUUUCAGGUUGGGAUAUCAACUAAUGAGCACUUUCAGGCGUGCUCCAGUGGCAUUGAUUCUGCUCUCUUUCUAGAAGUCAGCUACAUGGAGUUCAACCAGAUUGGAAGAAACAGCAUUGACAAGAUACGAGCCCGCACACGGCACCCAAUCAAGCCCCUCCGCUCCCAAAGUGUUCAGCUCUCCUGCGCCUUCCCUUUCACAGACAGAGACUUUAUACGAGUGGCUUUACGGUCACCUCACACAGUACAGGAUGUGAAGAGCUCUGGACCUCUGUACCUGUCCCGAAUCUUCUCCUAUAAGCUGCAGGUGGAAAACAGCAACGCUUUUAGGAGUGGUUGUGAGGGGACCAUGACGGUGAAACUGAUCACCCCUCCUUGUGCACACAUCCAUGGGAAAGUAUUGCUGUAUAAGGACGCAGGUGCUGGAGGAAGAGGGGUUUCUGUUUCCUCUGGGACGGGAACAGUGGGAACAGCACUGAUGGGGUUUGGACCUGAGGAGCCCUCUUCCCCUCCGUUGGCCUUUAACUGGCUGACUCAGGGAGAAAAUGAGACUGAAUUUAACUGUUCUGUGUUUGACCCAGGAAGGAACAAGUACUGCUUUCUCUUUGUUUUCAACUUCAGCCGCUCCCCGAGUCCUGCUCAGACCUGUGUGGUGGUUCACAGGCAUGCUGAGUCAUGGGGCCCGUGGCAACCAUGGAGUUUGUGCAGUGCAAGCUGUGGUGAGGGGGUGAGGGAGCGAGUACGUGAGUGUUUGCUGCCCUCAGGUGUCGGGGGGAUGCAGUGCACUGGCAUGGUGAAAGAACAGUCUCUGUGCUCGCUGGAAGACUGUGCAGCGUUGCCUGCUCCUUCCCCAUCUGCUCCUACCGCACCUGUUGGAGUUGCACCCCUGGGUGGUAACAUGGUCGUGGUGGCUGGUAUCUCUCUCUGCCUGGCUGUGAUUCUUGCAACAGUUGUGGUGACCGUGUGGAGAAAACUUUGCCAGACCCCUCAGUGCAGCUCUGUCCGUAGAGGCUCCAUGCAUUCUCCUGGAGGACGCAAGCUUUCUGACGAGGCCUCCAUUUGUGGGCACAGCCUCCAGAGACCAAGCCUGUCAGACAGCCACAGUCCACAGGGAGGUGUUGGGGUGGUAGUAACCCAGAAAGACGCUUCUGUGCUUGGCAGUUCGCCUGUCACACAGACCCUAGUGAUACCACUUCCACAGGACCCAGAAAGACUGUCCCCUACAGGCCAGAAGAUGUUGCCACCAAUAUUUGGUUAUCGUUUGGCUCAGCAGCAGUUGAAAGAAAUGAAAAAGAAGGGUUUAAAGGAGGCAACUCAGCUGUAUCAUGUCUCUUCAAGCCCAGUCCAUGACACUCUGGUUGAGACGUCUGCUUCCCCCACUGCUUCCCCCAUCCCAACACCAACUGGAUUCACUCAUGUAGCUCUCCCACUGGGCCUUCAGGAGGAUGCCAACCACAAUAAUUUUCGUAUUGCAUCUCCAUUUUCUCAACAGCCCUUGCAGAACUCCAGGGUCACACUGGACAGAUUAAGUCCUAAAGUGGAGCUUGUAUUGGGUCCUAAUGCCUCUACUAAUAAAAAUGGAGGAAGUUCAAAAUGGCGGGAUCGCACUGCAGACUGGGUGGAGAUGGUAGAGAGGAGUGGGUUAGCCGGAAUAAGAGGAGGAGAUGCGGUACUGGGAAAUCACAAGAAUCCAAAUUUCCGCCGGACUUCCAGUUUUAACGACAUGAAACCACAGAUACCAUUGUCUGCACAAUCCAGGCAGUUCAGAGAGAGGAGCAUGACCCAGGUGGGAUCACGCACCCUUCCUGAAGGAAGCUGCUGGACAAGAGGAGGACGAGAGAGGCAGCCAUACCGUUCCCAUCCCAUUCCAGAGCAUGAGGCCUUAGAAGGCUGUCAAUCCAGAUCCCAGAGAGACAACAAGAAGCCCUGGAUAGAAACAGCUGCUCCUCCUUAUAACAAUGAAGUCAAACACACAGGAACCAACACAAAUAAUCUUUCAGCACAUGUUAAAACAGACAUGAGUGGCACUGCAGAGAGACAAAGGAGUAGUGGGUCAGCAGGCAGAGAGGGAAUCUCAGGGAUCGGGGGGCCGGCGGUGAGUCCUGUCAGUUUGAGUGUUGAUCGUGCUGAGCGGGCCGAGCAGAACUGGAACCGUCGAGGCCCGUCGCCUAUCCAGAGGAACAUCCUGGCACGGAAAUUAAAGGAGGCUCAGGCUAGUUCAGGCACAAGGGGGCGACAACGCAGCUCCACUUUUAGUGUAUCGACCCCUGAGCAGAGGACAGGACGCUGCCACUCUCUGCCAAUGUCUGGUGAUUAUGGCAGUGGUAGCUCCCCCUACAGGCUGAGUGAGGCUGAGCAGAGGAUGUUGGACUUGGACCUGUCCUCUGCUUGUGUCAGGGAGGAAGAGUAGAAUGCUCACUUUGUGGUGUUACUCCCAUAAAAAACUGCAAUUACAAUCACACCUUUAAUCCUGUCUGUGACAUCCGUGACUCUGCUUUGCUAUAUUCUUUCAUUGUUAGAAAUACAGGGAGUCUUCUGUUUUUUUAACAGUUUUUGUUCAGAUAUUUAAGUUUAGAAAUGUGUUUUAUAUUGUUUUUUUAACAUUAUUUCAGAUUUUGCAUUAUAGUUGAACUAGUUUGUAUUUCUCAGAGCGUGAUUGUUUUCAGGAUGUUUGUGUUUUUAUGGAUUCUAUGAUUACUAUAAUAUAUGUGUAUCUUUUUUAAAUGUCAAUAUGCAUUAUUAUGCACAAUCCCAGUCAAUAAGAGUAGCAAAAUACUGCAGGUGAUUUUUAAUGUGUUACACUAUACAAUACUGUGCUGUAACAAGAACAACUCUCACUGUUA
This is a messenger RNA of Cheilinus undulatus (humphead wrasse), 3700 nucleotides long. Its product is annotated as thrombospondin type-1 domain-containing protein 1. The record is from RefSeq and is a predicted model, not a curated record. NCBI's taxonomy places the organism in Eukaryota, Metazoa, Chordata, Actinopteri, Labriformes, Labridae. Gene Ontology annotation, cellular component: cell periphery. The transcript is spliced from 9 exons. The coding region runs from base 424 to 3267 and encodes 947 amino acids.